ACGUGCUUUUAUUUAUGUAACGCAAUGGUGUCAGAAGCGAACCCAGUGUUAUCCAAUGCAUGCAAAACCCAGUCUGAGAUGUAGGUAUUAAGAGAAGCAAAACAGAUAUAUUGUCUGGUCUUUAAAACAGACCGGUCUUUUGUCUUUGCCCUUGCGUUAAUGGAGUUUGGGGAAACCAGCACAGCCAAACCGACGGGAGACUAAAGCGGAGUGAACCAUCCAUCAUGCACGAAAAGGGAAAACCUUACUCUCAAAACAAAGACUGAGACAUGCUUGGCAAUGGAUUAACAUAGAUAUUAAAUUAAUUGUCAGAGGGAAUCGAAAAAUAUCGUUAUCGGCAUUAUUUAUAAAAUAUGUUAAAUGAAAGAGCCGUCGCGUGAUGUUAACUUUUGAAAUCAUGUCACUUUACACGUACAAAGAUUAAAGCUAUUUAUUUCUUGAAAAACCGUCAACUUUCAGCAGGAAGCUGUCACCGCAUAAAAACACAAGCAUGGAUCUGCUGGAGUGUCCCAUUUGUCUGUUCCUUAUGUGCGAGCCCGUGACCAUGAUUUGCGGUCACUCGUUCUGCAGGAGAUGCACGGAUGCGUUCCUGCCGUCACGAUGUCCCACGUGCAAAGAGCGAUUAAAACAAAAGGAUGCGAAAAACAUCAGAAACAACGUCCUGCUCUUCAGCGUCAUUGAGAAAUGUUGCCCAGAAGAAACCAAAGUGAAGUGCCACAUCCAGGAGAAGUUGAAAACGAGCGAGUUUACGGAAGCGCUGCGCAUCGCGGAUGAAAGGAUAGAGAAUGCCCCUGAUGAUGUGAGCCUGAAGGUAUGGCGGGCCGAAGCCUGCAUGGGCCUCCGCCGCUUUUCUGAUGCCCUCCGUGACCUGGAUGACCUCUGCUGUGUGCGACCUAACUGGACUGAGGGUUUCUUUCAUAAAGGGAAUGUGCUUCUUGAAAUGGGCAGACAGACUGAAGCUCUCAUCCAGUUUUACCAUUGCCUGAAACAGCAACCUGACUUCACCCCUGCUAAACAACAGAUUAAGACGAUCUUGGAAGCAGAAGGCAUGGCUGUACCAGAAGAAGUUCCACGUAUCCUGCAUGUUGUGUCUGAGUACCUGCAAGAGCCCUGUCCUAUCACCAGCUCUGUGAGCCCCUCAUGCACAGAUGGCCUGCGCUACCUCCACAACACCUCUGAAACUGAUUCUGACCAAAAUGCAACUAAAUUAAAGCACGUCACCAGUGGUGAGUGCUGUCUGAGCCUGUGUCAGGCAGUGUCCUUCCUUCCUACUGCUGAGGAUGAUGAAGAGCUGAUGAUGAAGAGCGAGGAAAAACAUAACACAGGCAUGUGCACUGUGGAUAGAGAGUCCUGCCUCAGUAUUCUGACCAUGGCUGAUUUUGAGUGCCCUCUCUGCAUCAGAUUGUUCUAUGAGCCAGUGACCACACCCUGUGGACACACCUUCUGCAAAAACUGCAUAGAGAGAAGUCUGGACCAUAACCUACGCUGUCCACUUUGCAAACAACCAUUGCAAGAGUAUUUUAAGAACAGGAAAUACAACCCCACGGUGCUUUUGCAGGAGAUCACAUCCCGCCUCUUCACUCAGCAACUUGCAGAGAGGAAACAGGUGCAUGAGACCGAGAUGGCAGAGCUCUCGAAUUUGACCAAGGACAUUCCAAUCUUUGUGUGCACGGUGGCAUAUCCUGGCAUACCAUGUCCUCUGCACAUCUUUGAGCCUCGAUACCGUCUAAUGAUGCGUCGAUGCAUGGAGACGGGAACCAAGAAGUUUGGCAUGUGCAGCUAUGAGCAUGGCAAAGGCUUUGCAGAUUAUGGCUGCAUGUUAGAGAUUCUGGAUCUGGAUCUGCUUCCUGAUGGCCGCUCAUAUGUGGAUACAGUGGGAAGGAGUCGCUUCCGGGUGCUCAGAAGAGGAAAAAGAGAUGGAUACCACACUGCAGAUAUAGAGUACAUGGAGGACCAUAAGGUGGAAGGUGCAGAGCUGGAAUUACUGCAGCAUCUCCAUGACAGCGUGUAUCAGCAAGCGAGGGAGUGGUACCACCGUCUCAACAGUCGCAUUCAAGAGCAGAUCAGCCACCAGUACGGCAUGAUGCCCGAGAAAGAUGACGACAUACAGGGGUCUGCAAAUGGGCCAGCCUGGUGCUGGUGGCUGCUGUCUGUGCUGCAAUUAGAUCCGUCCUAUCAGACUACGGUUCUGUCUCUUAAUUCCCUCAAGGACAGACUAGGUCAUCUACGUAUUGUACUAGAAUACUUCUCUCAAGGCUAACACAGAGACAUUAUAGGCUCAUAUCGCUUUGUCAUCACGUCCAUGUGCAGUACCAUGGAAGAUAUGAACUGGUUUUUACUGUAAGUUUUGUUUGAACUUGAAAGCUCUCACAACAAAACUUGAUCACUGAUCAUAAUACUUUAAAUUUCUCAUGCUUGGUUUUGCAAUACAUUGCAAGACUAUGAUGUGGCAUCUAGUUAUGGAUAGUUUGGUAUAUUAUGUAAAUGAAUGUAUUUUUUAUGGGCUGUACAGCUACUGAAUUAGUCAUCUUAACUAAUUCCUGCUACUUGAGUUAAGAACCAACCAAUCAAAGACAGAACAGCUGUUUAUUGGUUCACGCUGUUUGGUUGAUUAAAUGUGACAAUGGAUGCCAAAUACAGCAGCUGAUGCAGUUCAUACCAACAGCUAGUUUUGUUGAGGAAUACAUGUGAGAUUUAAAUGUGCCAGUGCUGUUAGGGCCCUGGCCAAAACAUGCAGCUCGCAUUUGUGGCCGGAAGCCGAGCGGUUUACUACGCAAGAUCGAUGGACGAAUAGGAGCUCUAUGACUAUGCAUGAAUGAAACGCUCUCACUACUCAAUCGUGUCACGAUUUCAGCCACGAUCAUUUGUUUCGGUAGACCUUGAAAUUUGAUGUCGAUUAUAUAGCUAUUAGCUAGCAAUAAUUAUAACAGUAUUUCUCAGUAAUAUAAGAAACUAAUACCACAAUAGAAAUGAAAGAAAAUAGACUUUUUGUUGCAAUUUUGUAAAUUAAUUCAUAAUUCUGCUUUGUUUUUCUCAGUGUUAAAUAUGUUUUAAGCUUGCUGGCAUGAUAUAGAAGAUAGGCAGAGAGGCAGAGAUUAAAGCAGUACGUUAUUUGUUUAGUAUAAAACCAUAGAUACAUUAGUCUUAUAAAACUGAUUUUGAUUUUGUUCUCUGAAGCAAUGUUAAGGUUUAAGCUGGUGUGCAUGUAAGUUAAUAAGCCUCAUGGUUAAACAGUGCAUCUCUAAACUUCUCAAUGCCAGUGAUGUUGGACUGUUUUUUGUGAUUGUGCCUUGUGUUUAGCCUUAAUCUGGUUUCAGAUGCUUUCUUAAGGAUUUGAGGAUUCAUGCUCUUCUUUUUUUCUCACAGUUUUAGUGCUGGAUUAUGAUGGAUGUUAAUGCUAUGAUGUUACUCACUCCUAUGUAUCUUAGCUUAAUACUCAAUGUCCAACAAGGUUUAACAGGCAUUCAACCACACUAUUCAUUCAUUCAUUCAAAAGUCUAAUAUUUGAUUUUGUGUACUGUUCUGAUUUUGUACUUGUUAUAUUGUUUUAUUUUAUUUGUUUUAAACCGGUCACUAAUGACAGGAAGUUUAUUUGCACCCAUACUUUAAAUUCAGUGUUGAAAUGUUUAUUAACAUCUACUUUUGGUAGGAACAGCAAUUAGCGCAUUUACAUACAUUUAGAGAUUCUCAGACCAAUGGGUCAGGAUUAUAUAUUUUUCUUCACAUUAGAGAAUGCUGUGAUACAGACAGAUUUGUAUGCAAUUCAUGUAAAUCUUUAUGAGAGGUACUCAGCUAAGAUUCAGUAAUUGAAACAAUAGAAACUUCCUUUCAUGCUCAGGAUACACGACUCCAAACUCACAUACAAUGGUUUUUUAGACAUAUAAGAACUGUUGCUGUUUUUGUCAAUAGAUGUUUCAAACAUGUGUAUUAGUUGCAUAACUGACAUCAUGAAAUGUCAGCUUAGGGAAAGAUUGCAAAUGUUGUUUUGUUGCUUUGCAAUCUUGGAGAGAAACUUUAUUCUUAAGUCUUAUAAAUAAGGAGGUGGGUGGUACUAUAGCCACCGGUUGACCAGUCUAAGAAUAGGCUAUUAGGAGAAACUUAGGUUAGGUUUAUUUGAUAAAUAUAGAUUAGUCAAAUUAAUAUCCCAGGCUAUACAAUGUAUUGUUAAUGAUUUAUUUUUUUAAAUUAAGAGGCAAAAUACAUUCUGUCCAAUAAGUUUUGCUUGCACUUGAAAUGAAUGGUGAACUUUCAUGAGAAGUAUUUCUAUUUUUCGGUCACUUAUUUUUAUAAAAACCGAGUUGUUGAAAUGAUGUCUAACUAUUGACCUAAUAUAGUCUGGCUAUGAGUAACCCUUUCUACAAUAAAUAACCUUGAAUUUGGUUACAUUUUUGCCUAAAUAACUUGAAGAUGUAUGAUAUUCCAACAUGUAACAAAGUCAACAGGUUGUCAAGGUGUUUGCUUUCAUUUCUUUUACAUGAUUUAAAUCAUCUACUCUUGGGCCAUGGUUAGACAUCUAUUAGACUUUCACUGGCAAAUUUAGCCUUGUUUUAGCCAAAAAUGCUUGCUGGAUAAUGUCAUGUAUUGCUGUGUUUGUAUUUAGGGCAGGCAUAGCCAAACUUUUUAUAAUUUUGCCACUUUUAAUGUUUUUUUUCUGCUUAUAAACUAUACAAUAGAAUAAAGGUGAACAAUAUAUUACUAGAAGUAUCUCUCAGUGCGUGUACCUACUUAACUGUGCGUGUAUAUUACAGGCAACCACUAGAUGGCGUCAUACAAUCACCUAACAUUGUGUUUUAUGAUAUCAUUUUAGCAUACGCCAAUAGAUGUUUAUUUGUAUUUUUCUGAAACCGCUAAAAUUGUGGUAUUUUUUUCUUUAAAUAUCACAAUGAUUUAAGUGUAGAAUCAACAUUAAACUUAUAAGAAUAAAAUGGCAUAACAAA
Paramisgurnus dabryanus is the source of this 4937-nucleotide messenger RNA. It is a transcript of the gene lonrf4, whose product is annotated as LON peptidase N-terminal domain and ring finger 4. NCBI's taxonomy places the organism in Eukaryota, Metazoa, Chordata, Actinopteri, Cypriniformes, Cobitidae. Gene Ontology annotation, molecular function: protein binding; ubiquitin protein ligase activity. The record is from RefSeq and is a predicted model, not a curated record.